AUGAUUUUCACCAGAGGUCACAGACGGCUCCAGAGAUGUUGUCUUGUCUCCCAUGGCUUCUUCAGGGUGGAUAUGAGAGUGGAUGAUACGGUCCACGGAGAUCCCCACGAACCGGUCAAGGUUGCUGUGGUCCAAGCCGAACCAUGCUGGUUCGACGUUGAAGCUGCAACUCAAAAGACAUGCGACCUGAUCGCUGAAGCUGGCGCGAACAGCGCAAAGCUCAUUGCCUUCCCCGAGCUAUGGAUCCCUGGCUACCCCAACUUCAUACACGCCAUGGCUGCGAAGGAGACCUUCCUGUACAACAUCAAAUACUACCGCAAUUCCAUCGACAUCGAGUCCAAACGCAUGGAGAAAAUCCGUCUGGCAGUCAAGAAAGCUCAGAUUAUGUGUUUGUUGGGGAUUUCGGAGCGCCACCGUGGAAGCUUGUACAUGGCGCAGACUUUCAUUGGUCCACACGGAGACAUUCUGCUGCAUCGAAGGAAGUUCAAGCCUACAGCCCAGGAGAGAAUCCUUUUCGGCGACGCAUCUGGAGACUGCACCAUGAACGUCGUUUCCACACCUAUCGGUCCCCCUCUUAAGUACAACACGUACUUCCAGGGAGAGCAGAUCCACGUCGCAUCUUGGCCAAUUCUCUUUCCGCCUGUCGGCAAGAUGCCCUUCUUCAACACUGUCGAAUCUUGCACCAUGGCUACGCAUACCAUGGCUGUCGAAGGUGCUACCUUUGUCCUUCUGGCAUCUUCAACUCAGACAGAAAAGGGGCUCGUCGCCAACGGUCUCAUCCCAAGCCAAGACACGGAUGAUGCCAAGAAUCCUCCUGUCGAGACCCAAGAGAGACCUCACACCGCAGUCAUUGGAGGAGGUUUCUCUGAGAUUAUUGCACCGGACGGUCGCACCCUCGUCAAGGCCCCUAAUUACAUGGCCAAGAGUAUUGUCGACACCGUUGGUCAGUACUCUCGGCCAGACAUCUUUACCCUGCAAGUAAGGGGUCAUGUCCGGUGCCAGUGCGAGUACACCGAGCCUGGCGAAUUCAACCAUGCCUCGCGGAGAGGGACGGAUCCAGCAUGGCAAAAUUAA
This is a messenger RNA of Colletotrichum phormii, 1074 nucleotides long. RefSeq names its product carbon-nitrogen hydrolase. The transcript has 7 exons. Lineage: Eukaryota; Fungi; Ascomycota; Sordariomycetes; Glomerellales; Glomerellaceae. The record is from RefSeq and is a predicted model, not a curated record. Gene Ontology annotation, molecular function: catalytic activity. The coding region runs from base 1 to 1074 and encodes 357 amino acids.